AUGGCAGCAGCAUGGAUGUCCGUCGAAGCCCCGCGAGGGACAUUCACAGUAGACAAGUCUAAAUUCUACCACCCAUCAGGCCCCUUGGCGGACGACGUCUUUUGGAUGCCGCUGUCCUCUGGCGACGUCGGCCACUGUUCUAGAGACGGAUCCCGGAUCGACUAUGAUUCUUGCUCUUCCAGGGUGCUAUACCGCGUCAAGGAGAAGAAGCACCUAUCCAAGGGCCUGCUCAUGCACCACGGGAGCCUCACAAUCGACUACCACCCGUCCGAGUCUGUCAGUCGAUGCUUUGUAGGCUUCGGGCCAAACGCCGAGCACCGUCUCAUUAUGAUGCUGGGGACGGACUGCCAGCGGGCUGCCGUCAAGGUUAUCGCUUGCAUGGCCAGCUUGUUGCACAGCAAGCUACAGCUGGAGAGUAGCUUGUUGUGGCUGAAGCCGAGCGCGGUCGCCGAUACGUUGGAGAAAGCCGCAGAUUCGUUAAUCGACAUUGCCGCGUUGGUCGACCGCUUCAUCCAGACGAUGAGGAAGCUCUACCAAAGCAACGAUCGGGAGGGCAAUAUGCCUUGCCUCAAGAAGGCUUGUCGAAUUGUGGCGGACGCGGAAGGACAUGUGAGGAGCAGUAGCAACAGCAAGGCUCAAUGGUGUAUUGUAACUAACGUGUAUGGCAUGUUGGGUUGCAGACGAGCACCAGCCAGUCUCGCUCACCAACAAAUGGUGUUACCCAAUGUAUUGACGUCGCUGGAGAUACUUGGUGAGGUGGACUGGACCGACUUCCAGACGAGGGAGGUGGAGGAGAGAAUGGGACAAGCUGGCGUGACGGUCGGCAUCACCAAAGAAAGCAGCUUUACUCCUGCCACAUUCCGAACUCUGAUGCGGUUUCUGCAACACCGGUCGAUGGAGUUGUUAGAAUACGAUGACGAGUUUGAUGCUGAAGGCCAUGCCGUGGGUGAGGCAUAG
This is a messenger RNA of Colletotrichum acutatum, 957 nucleotides long. RefSeq lists its product as uncharacterized. NCBI's taxonomy places the organism in Eukaryota, Fungi, Ascomycota, Sordariomycetes, Glomerellales, Glomerellaceae. The record is from RefSeq and is a predicted model, not a curated record. Bases 1 to 957 code for a protein of 318 amino acids. The transcript is spliced from 3 exons.